GCAAGGGAGUGCACCAAGUGCAGGAGGAGACCUCGAGCAGCCCGAGCUCUACGGCAACCACGGUGGCAGCACCCACGCAGCAGCCAGUUCACCCGGCAGCCAAGGCGGUGAGGAGGAUUAAGUUGUCUACCCCGCCGACGGCCGCGACCACCGAGUUUUUUGACAUCUCCGAGGACACCGUUGCCGAGUUCGCCCUGGAGCCUGCCGACCCCUACUUUGUGCAGAUGGUGACCGCGACCACGGCCGAGGACCCACCUGUGAAGGAGGACGAGCCGGCCCUCAUCAUCCUGGACUCGGGGGCCGACGCAAGCAUGGUUCCUUAUUCCUCUGGUGGCCGUGGCAGCCCAGCGGGAGGAAGCCCGCCAGUGCUCCAGGACGCCCAGGGCAACAAGAUCGAUGGAGGCACCCACCGCAAGUUUGACUUUUGGUUCGAGGCCUCCGAUGGCAAGCGCUUUGCUGUGCGAGAACAGUGUGUUGUGGGGAACGUUCAGGUUCCCUUGCUGGCUGUGGGGAAGCUGCUGCGGAGAGGGUGGCAGAUUAUCAACGACGGCGAGCUCAAGCUGCAGGAGCUCAAGCUGCAGGAGCCCUUUGGUCGGGCGGCAAAGGUGGCCUUUCGCCACAACAGCCUGGCGCUGCGAGGCCACAUUCGAGCAGAGAUCGUCGGCCGCGAGGGGAUGCACGAGCUCCCCCACGGCAUCAAAGGACACUACGCGCCCAACGCCUUCAAGCUCAUGGACGGGCGGGUGUGGUACGACGCCGACGUGUUCUCCGACCGGACCACCCUGGUGAAGAAGACCAAUGGGAGUUGGAUUCAGAUUGAGAACAGCUCCGACUAUGCCUAUGAGGCUAGCCCGUUUGGCCCCAUCGCCAACCGAGGCUGCGAGCGGAUCACCCUCUUUCGGAUGGAGAGCUUCGGCGAGGGUUUCUUCGAUGGCCGGGGCAUAGCGCCCAAGGCGAGCACCCGGUUUGCAGCGGAGAGCGAGGAUGAGCCGCUUACUUUUCUUCCGCCCCGGGAGCCCGCGACCCCGGAGCAGCCAAGGCAGCCCGAGACGCCGAAGCCGGACGAGCCCGAGGAGACCGAGCACGCCAUGGAGACCGACGAGGGCGACUACUUGGAGGAGCUCGCGGCAGGGAAGGCGGUGGAGAAGGCCAAGAAGGUCUUUGAGCGAGCGCCGCGGCCAGUGACAGAGCCACCCGCUGUUCCGAGCGAAGCCGAGGUCAAGGCGCACCGGCUGACGCACAUACCCUACGCUAGGUGGUGCAGCGUGUGCGUCAAGACGAGAGCCCGUGGCGACAAGCAUGGGUCGCGGAAGGAGGUGGACCGCACUCCGGUGGUCCAGGUCGACUUCUUUUUCACCACGGUCGGCAUCGACGUGGACACGCGCAUGGUCCUCGCCGUCCCCGGCCCCAACAAAGGAAGGAUUGCUCUGAAGCGCUAUGUGGAGGAGCUGCUUCGCUUUACCAUUGCCCUCCACGACGAGGAGCACAUUGUGCUACAGUCGGACGGAGAGCCGUCCAUCAAGGCAGUGGUUCGCGCAACAGCCGAGGCCAGAGCAAGCCUAGGGCGGAGGACGACCCAGAGGACCACGCCAACCGGGGACCAUCAAGCCAACGGUGCCGCGGAGAGGGCAGUGCAGACG
Molecule: messenger RNA, 1640 nt
Organism: Symbiodinium necroappetens
Lineage: Eukaryota; Dinophyceae; Suessiales; Symbiodiniaceae
Source: the annotation of a GenBank genome assembly